UUAAGCAAUCAAAAACGUCGCCGAGGUCACAAUAAGCAGCUGUGUAACAUUGGCCUUAUGAUAAUUUUAUAACCGGUCAGUUGGUAUAAAAACAUCGCGUCAAUAACACGCAAUGAUAAACAAAACUUUUGUAUGUCUGUUAAUUAUUUUUAAUUACGAAUGUAGAAGUUUAGCUAAUGAGAAGAUCGGUGAAGUUUUCGCUUGGAAACAAAUCAGCUAUGAUUUCAAUGGCGUCCUAUACAACGAAGACUCGAAUUUCGAGAAAACGCCAAACGGUUUGCAUUUUCAUCAAGACGCACUGGAUUCCGAGAAGUUUUUCAUUCAGUACAACAAUGUGCCCGUAGGCUUUGAAGUUUACGGGAAUAAAGUUAUAGUCACCGUGCCGAGGAGGCGGUAUGGAAUCCCCUCGACCCUCAAUUAUGUGGAGAUGUCCACGAAGUCACCAGCUCUGAAGCCAUUUCCGAACAGUACGAACUUGGUGUCUGUGUAUAGGCCAAGAAUUGACGCAUGUCAUCGACUUUGGAUGGUUGAUACUGGACUUUUGGAAAUACCAGGUAAUCGAAGUCAAGUGCAGAAACCCGCUAUCGUUAUAUACGACUUAAAGACAGACAGACAAAUCUUAAGAUACGAGCUGAAGGACACGGAUCUCGUGAACGAGAGGACACCUGGAGGAUUGAUUUCAAUCACAGUCGAUGUUACGAGUGAUAAGUGUGAAGAUGCCUUCGCUUACAUCAACGACUUGGCAACGGAAGGAAUGAUUGUAUUUUCGUUGAAGUCUAAAAGCAGUUGGAGAUUAAGGCAUCCAAGCUUUGCCCAUAAUGAAAUGUCAUUGAAUUUCUCAAUAGGGGGUUACGUGAUCAAUUGGCGAGACGGACUGUUCAGCAUUGCGUUGUCGGAACCUGACGCUAAAGGUCAUCGAACUGCAUUCUACCAUCCCCUAGUAUCUACCUUGGAAUUCACAGUCAACACGAAGUUUCUCCAAAGUGGUAACCCUAUUGAUAAACAUGUCAAGGUCGCGGGCACUAAAGGUUGUAAUACACAGAGCGGCUCACAUGAUUACCACCCGGGAACUAAAACGUUGUUCUAUGCUAAUGUCGCUCAAGACGCCAUUUUGUGCUGGCGGGUCGACAACAAGAUGGCGCCCGAGAAUAUCGGCGUGGCUGUUCAAGAUCAUGAGAAAUUGGCUUAUAUAUCUGAUUUAAAAGUAAUCGGCGAUGAUGUCUGGGUACUUGUGAAUCAGAUGCAUAUCUUCGUCUACUCGACUUUAAACGUAAAAGAUUACAACUUCUAUAUACAUAAGGCCAACGUGUACGACUUAAUACGGAACACGCCGUGCGAGAAGAAAUUGUAACAAUUCCCGUAAUGAUCCCGAGAGUUUUCUUUUAUACUGUACACUGUCUUAUACUGUAAAUUGAUAUUAAGGAAACUGAUACUUGAAUUAUUAUUAUUGCUAGUAAAUAAUGAUUACAUUUCUUACGUAAAA
Messenger RNA from Vanessa atalanta (red admiral), 1483 nucleotides. RefSeq names its product L-dopachrome tautomerase yellow-f2-like (gene Y-fb). Gene Ontology annotation, cellular component: extracellular region. Bases 113 to 1351 code for a protein of 412 amino acids. The record is from RefSeq and is a predicted model, not a curated record. The transcript has 9 exons. Lineage: Eukaryota; Metazoa; Arthropoda; Insecta; Lepidoptera; Nymphalidae.